AUGUCCUUCUUUUGGGUUCAGCAGUGGGUUGCGCUUCCUGUCCUUUACGAGCAACCGAUGGGUGAUUUACCCGCUUCUUCACGGCCACAGGCCGGGGAAAAUGCAUCGGCUGGAGCCUUGCACGAAGGAAACAUGGCCGCUUCCACCUCAGUCCCGUUCAAAUCGAUUGACAACGAUACUCCGUUCCACUCACAGCUGAGCGGUUUGCCCCAAACACAACACCGACAAGAUAAUCGAUCUACUUCAUACCUAGGCACGCCUUACCAGUUUCCGGAGCAAUCCAACUCCCCUUUGAACAUGAGCGCCAUGGCCGGCGCUCUACCAGACUACGGCAUGUCUGACGAAACCUCACUCAACAACAACCUGCAAUCCCCUUCACGCGCUCUCUCUGGCGCAUCACCGUCUGCGGUCGCAUAUCAGCUUGGCCAGAACUUGCAAAUAUCAGGGCACGCCCCGGGUCCUGUUUCUACGAAUUUGCCUUAUGGGGCUGGCUUCCCCGCGAGUUCGUUCCAACAAAACUACAUGCCCCCGCAAGGUAUACAGCACUCCAAUUAUGCAACAUUUGCGAACAAUGGCCCUCGCCUAGGUGGAACCGUACCAGUACAAAACCCAUACCAGAACUACCUACCCCCAUCUCAAUACCUGUACUACCCAGCUCCAUAUGGUGCACACAAUCAGUUCAAUCCAGGCUUCGUCUCGCAAAACACACAGAACCAAGCCCAAGCAUUACAUGGCAGAAGACCUGCGCCCAUGAGUACUGCGGGAGGUGGCCGAAUAGGCGACAUGAUGAAUCAUGCAUACCAUGACGGUGUCUAUUCGGCCAUGCGUACAGGCGCCCCCGACAAUUAUCAAGGCAGCCAGGCUGCGAUGAACCAGUCAUACGGACCAUCACAUACACAGGCUGCAGGAGCCCUGAGCACCAUUCCACGUGGACCACCUCGCAAGCCAAAGCAGUCCGGACACGCCCUCUGGGUGGGGAAUCUUCCCCCAGGCACGACCGUCGUAGCACUAAAAGAGCAUUUCUCUCGAGAAGCUACCAAGGACAUUGAGAGCCUCUUCCUCAUUUCCAAGAGUAAUUGCGCUUUUGUCAAUUACCGCACCGAAACGUCCUGUACAGCUGCGAUGCACAGGUUUCAUGAUUCCAGAUUCAAUGGUGUUCGAUUGGUAUGCAGGUUAAGACGUACCUCCGCACCUGCCUCUGGCGUUCCAACGGGGCCCUCUUCUAUGCUCACUAGCACACAGCAUGUCACUUCUCGGCCCAGCACUCCGAAACAAGACAGUGUGACGUCUGGCUUGCACGAGGCGAGCGCCAUGUCUCCAUCUCACGAGAGCAAUGAUGAUUGCAGAUCCACUGCAGACACGGAUAACAAAUACUUCAUUGUCAAGAGCUUGACCUUGCAAGAUCUGGAGCUCAGUGUCAGGAAUGGCAUCUGGGCCACACAGUCCCACAACGAGGGCACCUUGAACAAGGCAUUUGGGUCUACUAAGAAUGUCUACCUGAUUUUCUCGGCAAACAAGUCUGGCGAAUAUUUUGGAUACGCUCGCAUGGCAUCACCCAUCCUAGAAGACGGUAGCCGAAUUGUAGAAGCAAUUCCGCAGUCUGGAAACAACCCAGAGACAACAGAUGUGCCCAAAUCAAUUCCCACACCUGCAACGGAAUGGGCACCACGAGGCAAGAUCAUCGAUGACUCGGCGCGCGGCACCAUUUUUUGGGAAGCAGAGCUUUCCGAGCCAGACGUUGAAGAAAACACUUUGGAGAAGGAGACUCCAACACUGGAUGGCGAUGCUGCAACCGUUGCCCAAAGCUGGGGGAAGCCUUUCAAGAUUGAAUGGAUAUGCACCAACCGCCUACCAUUCUACCGCACACGCGGCCUUCGUAACCCAUGGAAUGCCAAUCGCGAGGUGAAGAUAGCUAGGGACGGUACGGAGCUGGAGCCCAGUGUUGGCGAACGUCUUCUCCAGAUGUUCCACCGCAUGGGCGGGGCGACUGCAACGCCUGCCGCCAGUGGGCCCGCCAUGGCUGCUCCGAUGGGACAAUUUUAG
Molecule: messenger RNA, 2043 nt
Organism: Plenodomus lingam JN3
Lineage: Eukaryota; Fungi; Ascomycota; Dothideomycetes; Pleosporales; Leptosphaeriaceae
Source: RefSeq, a predicted model, not a curated record